Molecule: messenger RNA, 2309 nt
Organism: Daphnia carinata
Lineage: Eukaryota; Metazoa; Arthropoda; Branchiopoda; Diplostraca; Daphniidae
Product: monocarboxylate transporter 10-like
Exons: 6
Coding region: 236-1921 (561 amino acids)
Biological process (GO): transmembrane transport
Molecular function (GO): monocarboxylic acid transmembrane transporter activity
Source: RefSeq, a predicted model, not a curated record
UUUCCUUACAUCCUUUUACGAAGAGGUGGAGCCAGUCCAGGUAAAGUGAUGCUGCUUCCACAGGUCCAUUUCAGCCAGUUGUUGUUCGAAACUUCUUGAAGCAACAAGAUCCUUCUCACUUACGGACUACAUUUCUUAUCCGGUUGUCAUUUGUUGUUUCAAUAGCAAAAAAAAUCACCAGUGGAUAUUUCAACUAGUGUCUUCCACACAAUUCUUUUAACUGUAAAAUUAAGCAAUGGGACGAGUGAAACGGAUGAACAGUAAUGUUGAAGCUACCGCAAAUGACAUGAGCGGGAGAAAAGUUAGUAGCCAGUGCGAACAACCAUCCUUACCUCCGGAUGGUGGACCUCACGCCUGGCUCAUCGUUAUCGCUAGUUUCCUGACGAACGGCAUUGUCUUCGGCAUCCACAAUUGUUACGGCAUCAUCUACGUUCGACUUAGAACACAUCUCGAACAAGCUGGAGUCAACGAAGCGGCCCUCAAAGCUUCGCUGGUGGGAUCUCUUUCAAUUGGUAUGACUUUCUUUGUUUCUCCCAUCGCCGGAAUUCUGAUCGACUCCAUCGGAUUGAGGAGGACGGCGGUUCUAGGUGGAGCCAUUGCUACCAUAGGCAUGUUGGCUUCCUCAUUUGCUCUAGCGCACGUAGAAGCGUUGUACCUAACUUACGGAGUACUAUUCGGCGCUGGAACUUCGUUGGCUUACAAUCCAUCAUUGGUGAUUUUGGGACAUUACUUCGAGAAACGUUUGGGAUUUGUGAGCGGUUUGGUGACAGCCGGCAGUUCGGUUUUCACCUUCACGUUGCCCUUCUUUCUCGAAUGCAUUUUGGGCUUGGGAUUGGAGGCCACGCUUCAAAUCCUUGCCGGAAUGAUGGGUCUCUUAAUGAUCUGCGCUCUCACUUUCGUGCCCAGACUAACGCCAUCAGAAAACAAAGAAACAACGACUAAUGUGGAAGGCAGUGCUGGUUGUUCGAGACUUUGGAAAAAGUACAUUAAUUUUUCCAUCUGGAAAAAUAAAAAGUACGUCAUUUGGGCCAUUGCCAUCCCUAUUGCCAUGCUCGGAUAUUUCGUCCCUUACGUUCAUCUGGUCUCGUAUGUUAAAGACGUCCUACCGGAGGCAGAUGGCAAAGUCUUGGUGCUUUGCAUUGGCUUGUCAUCCGGUGUUGGCCGAUUGGUCUUUGGCAAAAUCGGUGAUCAUCCGAAAGUCAACAGAGUAAUCCUUCAGCAAACGGCCUUUUUCUCCAUCGGUGUUGUCACCAUGUUAUUGACACUUGCCAAUUCAUUCACCUGGUUCAUUGUCUUGUGUCUCCUUUUGGGCUUGUUUGAUGGCUGCUUGAUCGCUCUCGUCGGACCCAUAGCCUUUGACUUUUGCGGACCGAAGAACGCUUCCCAAGCCAUAGGUUUCUUAUUGGGACUUCACUCGCUACCAAUGACAACUGGCCCCACUGUCGCUGGAGCGAUGUACGGAGCGCUAAAAAGCUAUCGCCUUCCAUUUUUACUGGCAGGGUGUCCGUUGAUCAUUUGCGCGCUUAUUAUGCUCUUGAUUCACAGGGUGAAAGACCAGCAAAUCGACGAUAACGAAUCAACAGACAUUGGAAAUGAUUCAACUAAGGGCAAAUCAAGCGAAAAUUCGGAUGUCAAUGGCAAUGAGAAUAGCCAUGAGACAACUUCCUACGCUGUGCGCGCCGUUCCAUACGAGGGAUUUAAAGGUGGACGGGCUGUCUCGGACCAUUCUUCCGGCAUGGUUGUUGAAACAACUGUAGUACAAGGCUCUAAUCGGAAGCCUGUCAUGGCCGUCUCAAGCAACUGGUCUCCGGCUGUCGGGAGGUAUCACGUCCCACCCACAGCGCAUGCAACCAUGGACCGUAGCGCCACCCCAGUUUUCCUAACUAGUUUCCAGAAAAACCCAUCUGCCAUAUUAUGGUGAAGAACGGUCCAGACGGGCGUACGUGAUGUAAGGUUGGUCUCUUAAAUGACGCUAAAAAGCGCACCGGUUAAGGAAGCCGAUCGGCUGUUCUACCCCUUCCUAUUAGUAUCUAUUGAAGAUGAAUUUUUAAAGAUAGUAUAUGCUGACACGCAACGGUUCUAGAUAACAAAUUGCGAUUUCCGUAUUAAGAUUAAAGUGUUUUUUCACCCACGCCAUCAAGCCAACCGCAAUUAUUUUUGUAAGACUCUUCCUUUUCUUGAAAGCGCUUCACCUUGUGCUGAAUGUCAGCGCAAACCUAUUUGUUGUUCCAUUAUUAAUUAUUGUGAUUGGGAUCUGUUAAUUAAGGUAACGUAUAUACAGAAAAGAGGUACGGAAUAAAACUAAAUGA